AUGACAAAGUGGAGUGAAAGCGCGAUUGCGAGCAACGACGACGGGCAGAAUAGUGUUGACCCCACGGGUGUGAUAAACAAUCAACGGCAACAAAACCAGCCGAUUAUCCCCGUGUCGGCGGUCCACUAUCAGCAGCAGUUUAUUCCCGUCUCUGCCGCCCAGCAACAGCAGUACGCGCCUUUCCCGCCCCACCAACCGCAAGCACAGGUCGGUAGCGAUGUGUUCGUGCAAAUUUUGCAAAUGAUGCAGCAGCAGCACCGAGAGAUGAUGACCCAACUGAUUCAACAGCAGCAGCAAAGUGAUGAGAAGCAUGAACGCUUUCUCCGUACGAUCGCAUCGUCAAUCAACGUGCAGGUACCACCGAAUCCGGAACAGAUCCUUGACUCUUCGGCCGGCAACAUCAAGGAAUUCCGGUUCGAGGCCGACUCCAACGUGACGUUUGCGGCUUGGUACUCGAGAUACGACGAUCUCUUCGAGAAGGAUGCUGCUAGAUUGGACGGUGAAGCAAAGGUCGUCUUCUUUUGCGAAAGCUGGGUGCAUCGGAGCACGAACGUGGCCAAGCUCAAGAGCCUGUUCGGAGCAAAAGAAUCGGUGAUCAGCCGUCGCUACCGAUGCCUGCAGAUAGCGAAAAAUCCUGCAGAGGACCAUGUGGCAUUCGCUUGCCGCGUAAACAAGGCUUGCGUGGAGUUUGAGCUGGGUAAGCUCUCGGAGGAGCAAUUCAAGUGCUUGGUCUACGUGUGUGGUUUAAAAUCGGAGAACGACGUCGAGAUUCGCACCCGCCUCCUCACGAAAAUAGAAGAGAGAAAUGACGUGACGUUGGAGCAACUUUCGGAGGAAUGCCAGAGGCUGUACAACCUGAAGCACGACAGCGCCAUGAUCGAAUCUCCGUCUACGUACGACCAAGUACAAGCGAUAAGAAAAUUUGGUGGGAAGCGUGCCAGUGCCAAACCCCGAAAAACUGGAAGGAGGCGCAGGAAGCAACCAGUGUCCGCCAAGGUGGUGGUAGUCGAUGUGUGCAGUGUGCAGCAACGACGCAGAUAUGUCUCCGUGGGCUUUUCUGGAACAAAAAUUCGCCUGCAACUCGAUACCGCCUCAGACAUCACCGUCAUUAGCAGGGAGAUUUGGCGGAGCAUUGGCAGUCCUGCGUUAUCGUCAGCAACGGUGAAGGCGAAGACGGCAUCUGGCAGCAUACUAUCGCUCGAUGGGGAGUUCGAGUGCGACGUCACCAUCGGAAGCAGUACACGACGUGAGCUCAUCCGUGUAACCGAGAAGCAGCUGCUGUUACUCGGAUCCGAUUUGGUCGACAGUUUCAACCUUUGGGCCGUCCCUAUGGACACCUUCUGCUGCCACGUGUCUGGAACGCCAGUGUCGACAGGUGCACUCAAGUCGUCUUUUCCAGAGGUCUUCAGCGAGAAGCUCGGCAUGUGCACCAGAACAAAAUUGAAGUUGGAGUUGAAAGAAAACGUUCGACCCGUCUUCUGUCCGAAGCGUCCGGUAGCUUACGCUAUGUAUGAUACCGUUGAUCGCGAGCUCGACCGGUUAGAGAAAUUGGACAUCAUCACCCCGGUCGAUUAUUCGGAGUGGGCCGCUCCGAUCGUCGUAGUCCGCAAGUCCAAUGGCUCCAUCAGGAUUUGCGGAGACUACUCAACGGGUCUGAAUGCAGCUCUCCAAUCACAGCAGUAUCCACUUCCACUUCCGGAUGACAUCUUCGCCAAGCUGGCUAAGUGUAAGAUCUUCAGCCAGAUAGAUUUGUCCGACGUCUUCUUACAGGUGGAAGUUGACGAGCAGUACCGUAGUUUGCUGACGAUCAAUACGCAUCGUGGUCUCUACCUCUACAACCGCCUGCCGCCGGGUUUGAAGAUCACGCCUGGCGCAUUUCAGCAGCUCAUCGACACAAUGUUAGCCGGACUGAAGGGCACUUCUGGCUACCUCGAUGACGUCAUCGUCGGCGAAGAAACUGAAGAGGAGCACGACCUCAAUCUACGGGGUGUCCUGAAGCGAAUCCAAGAUUUCGGAUUCACGAUUCGUGUUGACAAGUAUUUGUUUCGCAAGCAGCAAAUCCGAUACUUGGGGCACAUCGUCGACAGUCGCGGGUUGCGACCAGAUCCGGCGAAAAUCGAGGCGAUCACCAAGCUGCCGCCUCCAGCCGAUGUAUCCGGUGUGCGAUCGUUUUUGGGGGCCAUCAACUACUACGGCAAGUUCGUCCCCAACAUGCGCAUGCUACGCUACCCGCUCGACAAUCUCCUCAAGGUGGAGACGAAGUUCAGCUGGAGUCCGGAGUGCCAGAAAGCGUUCGACCGGUUCAAGCAGAUUCACUCGUCGGAUCUUCUCCUCACACACUACGAUCCGAAGCGGGAAAUCAUCGUUUCUGCUGACGCUUCAUCCGUUGGACUUGGGGCUACCAUUAGCCAUAGGUUCCCAGAUGGAACCAUCAAGGUGGUCCAACAUGCAUCCAGGGCGCUCACAAAGGCAGAACAGGCCUACAGUCAGCCCGAUCGCGAAGGUCUGGCCAUCAUCUUCGCCGUCACGAAGUUCCACAAAAUGCUCUUCGGACGGCACUUCCGUUUGCAAACCGAUCAUCGCCCGCUGCUUCGUAUCUUCGGCUCUAAGAAGGGAAUUCCAGUGUACACUGCGAACCGCCUGCAACGCUUCGCCCUCAACUUGCUGCUCUACGACUUUGAGAUCGAGUACGUGUCCACUGAGAAGUUCGGCAACGCAGACCUGCUCUCCCGGUUGAUCGACCAGCACAUCAAGCCUGAAGAGGACUACGUCAUCGCGAGUCUCAAUCUGGAAGAGGAUAUUAGGUCAGUAGUAACUAAUACGGUUAAAGUGUUGCCUCUCAAUUUCAUAGUCGUUGCGCAAAGCACCCAAGCAGAUCCGCUGCUCCGUCAAGUCCACCGCUACGUUCAGAACGGCUGGCCCCAGUCAACACUCGAUGGGUCAGAACUUCGCCGGUUCCAAUCAAGGCAGGAAUCGCUCUCUGUGGUGGAUGGGUGUAUUUUGUUUGCCGAACGACUCGUCAUUCCGUCGCUGCAUCGGAAACGGUGCCUCGAACAGCUGAACCGUGGCCAUCCGGGCAUGCAGCGAAUGAAAGCCAUCGCUAGGAGCUACGUGUACUGGCCUACGUUGGAUGCUGACAUCGUCAGCUUCGUCAAGGCAUGCCAGCAGUGUGCGUCUGUAGCUCGAUCACCUCCUCACUCUCCACCGGUGUCGUGGCCCAAAUUGACCGCUCCGUGGCAACGCGUCCACGUCGACUUCGCCGGUCCAAUCGAAGGCGACUACUACCUGCUCGCUAUCGAUUCGUUCUCUAAGUGGCCCGAGAUCAUCCGAACGACCCGCAUCACCUCUGCUGCGACCAUCAGCAUCUUGCGUGCGUUGUUCGCGCGGCUGGGUAUGCCCGUAACCUUGGUCAGUGACAACGGUACCCAGUUUACCAGCGCCGAAUUUGCCGAUUUCUGCGCUUCCAAUGGCAUCGAGCACCUCACGACAGCACCGUUUCAUCCACAAUCAAAUGGCCAGGCGGAACGAUUCGUGGAUACCUUCAAGCGAGCCGUCAAGAAAAUCCGAGAGGGGAGAGGAUCCAUUGAAGAAGCACUGGAUGUCUUCUUGCUGACGUACCGAAGCACGCCCAGUCGUGCUCUGCCGGAUCAGAAGUCGCCAUCUGAGAUCAUGUUUGGUCGCAAAAUCCGAACGUGUCUCGAGCUUCUGCGUCCACCACCGGUACGUGUCCCAGUGCCAACCGACGAUGACCGCAAGCAACCGAGGUCCUUCAACCGAAACGAGACCGUGUACGCCAAACUACAUGGUCAUACCGGUUGGAAGCCACCUUAA
Toxorhynchites rutilus septentrionalis is the source of this 3831-nucleotide messenger RNA. RefSeq lists its product as uncharacterized. Lineage: Eukaryota; Metazoa; Arthropoda; Insecta; Diptera; Culicidae. The record is from RefSeq and is a predicted model, not a curated record. Gene Ontology annotation, molecular function: nucleic acid binding. The transcript is spliced from 4 exons. Gene Ontology annotation, biological process: DNA integration. The coding region runs from base 1 to 3831 and encodes 1276 amino acids.